Messenger RNA from Gongylonema pulchrum, 738 nucleotides. The record is from the annotation of a GenBank genome assembly. NCBI's taxonomy places the organism in Eukaryota, Metazoa, Nematoda, Chromadorea, Rhabditida, Gongylonematidae.
AUGAUUCGGAUCAAAACUAACAUUGUGGGUCUGUGCGGAUGUGCUGUUCGCCAUGCUUCCGCUUUCAGCGGAACCGGUUUAACAUCGGAGAAAUUCAUGAAGCAACCGCAGAAUGAGCCAGUUUUAACCUACAAAAAAGGCAGCCCCGAACGAAUAGCCCUCGAAAAAGCAGUCUCAGAGUUGGCUGGAGCAACCGCGGAAGUACCGCUACGAAUUGGAAGCGAGAAAAUUUACAAUAAUCUCGAGUAUAAUCAAGUAAUGCCAUCGGAUCAUCAAAAAACCAUUGCACGAUUCACGCAUGCCUCAGCAGAACAGAUCAAUGAAGCGAUACGUUUGGGAUUGGAUGCUAAACAAAAGUGGGAGCGAAAACCCCUCAGGGAACGAGCCGAUGUUUUGUUGCAUGCAGCAGAUCUUUGUGCUGGAAAAUAUCGUAUGCGACUAAAUGCAGCAACAAUGUUAGGUCAGGGAAAGAAUAUUGUACAGGCGGAGAUCGAUUCAGCCUGUGAACUCAUCGAUUUCUUCCGUUUCAAUUCAAUGUUUGCAUUGAAUCUCGAAAAGUACCAGCCAAUUUCACCGAAAAAUGUCACAAACACCAUGCAUUACAGAGGACUUGAAGGAUUCGUAGCAGCUGUUGCUCCAUUCAAUUUCACAGCAAUUGGUGGUAAUCUGCCAACAGCACCAGCACUAAUGGGCUUUCACAUCGAAGGACUGUCGGUUGGAGCAAAUUUUACAGCUUAG